Messenger RNA from Drosophila santomea, 3066 nucleotides. RefSeq lists its product as uncharacterized. Gene Ontology annotation, cellular component: neuron projection membrane. The record is from RefSeq and is a predicted model, not a curated record. NCBI's taxonomy places the organism in Eukaryota, Metazoa, Arthropoda, Insecta, Diptera, Drosophilidae. Gene Ontology annotation, biological process: synapse organization. The coding region runs from base 763 to 2064 and encodes 433 amino acids. The transcript is spliced from 7 exons.
GUAAACAGACAGGCGGCUAAAACGGCAGAAGGAAAAGCAGUGAGGCAGUGAAGCGCUGGAAAAGCAGGAAAAAGCAGCAGCAGCAGCCGUGCAACCGAGGGCCAAGCAGCAACACAACAGUGGCUGGCAGGCGAAUUCCCACGCUGCUGCUCAGUCAGUCAGUUGAACUUUGACCACUGCGGUAACGGGUUCGGUGCGGUGUAGUGCAGUUUUUGGUGCGGUCAACGCGGCGUAUGCGCAACGUCCACGCAACGUGAGCGUUUUUUUGCGGAACAAACAAUGAUGAAUUCCAAAUGUACUGGCAUAUGGCAGCAACGUGCCCCCAGCUAAAAUGUGACUAAAGGAUUAAAAGCGAGCAAGUCGGACAAAAGACGAAACAAAAAAAUAAAGCAAUGCAAAAAAGCGCCUAAUUAAAAUAUGGAAAGUUAAUUGCAAAUUGCGCUUAGCAAUGUGGUCACAUCAUAUGGGCAUAAAUCAACGCAGAAAAUGCAUUUAAUUACACUUAACAUAACUAAAAAAAACAUCAAAUAACCCAAUACUUGUGUGAGCUUAAAAAAAGAUAAAAAACAACAACAAUUAGAGUAGUAGAAAAACGUUUUAAUCAAUGCAAUGCCAUCCAAUUGAAAUGCAAGUGGAGUGACAAAUGAAAUCAAAUUAAAGCGCUGACAAAUUGAAUCUCAAAUGCAAAACAAUUGACAGCAACAACAACAACAAAAAAAAAAAAAUAAGUGCAACAUCCACAGCAACACACACAGCAACAAAAUGCCGGCAUCAAGUGGAUUAUAUCGCAUCAAACACGGCCGUGUCCUUGACAGGCUGCAAAAACCAGCGGCACUCAUUUUUAUCACAGCAUACAUUGCGGCAUGCGGCAUUUGCGAACACACAGCAUCCGCAUUGCCGGGAGGUGGACAAACAGAAGCCACCAGCACGAUGAUGAUGACGACGCCGGCUAGUGUGCCAUCAGUGAGGCAUAUAAAUCAAAAUUUAAUUAUGUCACAGUCGAAGGAGGGCGAACCGGUGCCGGUGCCACAGCCGUAUGCCCAAAGUGCCGCAUCCGCCGGAGGCAGCAGCAUCACCAGCUUCGACUCGACCAAUGUGAUCGAUGGCCAAAGCCAAAGCCAUAGCCAACGCCAAAGCGAAAGCCAGCCGACGCCCACACACCUCCGGCAGGAUGCGGUGCUCCAAACGCACUCCCACUCCCGGAUCCAGGCCAAAGAUACGGCCGGACCAUAUCCCAUUCCAGUGCACCGGCCGGAGCCGGUGGAGAACCAUCUGGAGGCCAGCAAUGGCAUCGAGGGCGGCAUGGAGAGCCUCUUCGGCACGCCCAUGUACUUCGGCACCGAGAACUCGACGGUGGUCACCACCCAGAUCGGGGCCACCGCCCACGUUCCCUGCACCGUGCACCACAUCGGCGAGGGGGUGGUAUCGUGGAUACGCAAAAAGGAUUAUCAUCUGCUUACGGUCGGCUUAACAACGUACAGCAGCGAUGAGCGGUUCAGUGCCACGCACUUGAAGCAUUCCGAGGACUGGACACUGCAAAUCAAAUUCGUGCAGUUACGUGACGCCGGCGUCUACGAGUGCCAGGUGUCCACCCAUCCGCCCACCUCGAUUUUCCUGCACCUGAGUGUCGUCGAAGCCCGCGCCGAGAUCACGGGUCCACCGAUUCGAUAUCUGACUCCGGGCUCGACGCUGCGCCUGCAGUGCCGCGUGGUGCAGAACACGGAGGCCUCGGAGUAUAUAUUCUGGUAUCACGACAACCGCAUGAUUAACUACGACAUCGAUCGGGGCAUUAACGUGUCAACGGAGCCGGACUUUCAAUCUUCUGAGCUCACCAUUCAGCGGACACGACGUGAGCACUCGGGCAACUUCACCUGCGUCGCCAGCAACACGCAACCAGCCAGCGUUCUGGUGCACAUCUUCAAGGGCGACAAUCCGGCAGCCAUGUAUCACGGACAUGUGGGCGGCUCCACGAAGACAAUGCAGUCCCAGCUGCAUAUGAUUAUGAUAAUCAUUGCCAGCGGCUAUCGGAUAUUCCACACGAGUGUAUAUAUGAAGAUCGUGUAGAUGGAUGUGUGGAUGGCCUAAAACCAAGCAGCUCCAGGCUGCUGCUACCUUGUGGCGAGCAUAUGUAACUAUGUCAUCAGCCGACGGCGAAGACGAGCUCACUGGCUAUCCCCCAUACUCGCAGUUAGCCCCGUGGAAAACCCAAUCUAAAACUAAUUACUUCUCCACUACAUACAUACAUACAUACAUACGUACUACCAUACAUACACCUAACGCCUAGGCCAAAACUAUCAGACAAGCAAAACCAGAACUUAGGAACUCUAUCUCUAUCUCUACAUAGCAGGUGUGCAUGUAUAGUAACAAAAAAGAAAACUCUCUCCUUUUAUAUGUAUGCGUGUAUGUGUGUGUUUCGUUAAUGUGUAAGUGUCUUACUUAGCCACAGGAUGCAGCUUAUGCCGCACAUGUAUUAUAUAAAUGUUAACUUUGCAGACUACUAACCUCUAACAAAAUUGACGAGGGUGAGAGCCGACAUAUAUAUUAUAUAUAGUUCAUGUCACUUCAAGGAUCUCGAAAAUAAUAAACAAAAAGGCGUAAGUUUUCGGGUCCUGGCAGUACUAACGAGCUCAAUAUUAAGAACUGACGUGCAUUUCCAAUCUAGAAUUCAUAUUUUUACAAGUCCCAGUCUACGAUUAAGAACUUAGUUUCAGCCACAAGCACUCAAUCAUUCGGCUCUGAUUUAUGCUGCAUUGUACAGACAAAAACUCUUAACUGAUUAACAUGGAUUUAGCUAAUGGAAUUUGGUUUUACACGAGUAAAUGCUCUUCGAAUAGAAAAAAAACUUUCAGAGUUAAGCUGUAAAUAAAUUAUUUGUUAAACUAAAUUACAUAAAUAACUAUUACGUGUAAGAAUGGCAAACAGUUAUUUGCAGAGCGUGCAAACAAAUUUUGAGUGUGGCAGAGCAUAAAGUUGAUAAGUAUUGCAAAGUUUCGAAAGAAAGUUGUUAAUCAAAAGGUUAAAAUCCAAAAAACCAAAAAAAACACGCAGAGAACCGAGUAAUCAAAA